GUGGAAAUAUAAACGAAAAAGAUAUAGCGUUAGUUUAAUGAGAUGCACUCGUUGUAGUGGUAAUGUGAGGUGACUCUCUGACUGUAGAGGUGUUAAUAAUGGCCGUAGCUCAGCUAAACGAGUUGGCGCAGAGACUACGCUUAGAGCUGAGAUAUGAGGACGUUGGAUCUGUUGGCCCUGAUCACAUUAAAACGUUUACUGUGAGAGCAGUCCUGAAUGGUAAGGUGUAUCCUGAUGGUGUGGGGAAGAACAAGAAGGAAGCCAAACUGAAUGCAGCUACAAAUGCCCUGAGUGUCCUGUUGGAGGAAACAGUUGACUCUACAGAAAAAACAACAGAAGCUUCUACAGCAGCAGCUCAUCAGACAGGUAUCACUCAAGCCAACUAUAUAUGUUGGCUCAAUGAACAUGGUCACAAGAACAGGGUGACUAUAAGGGCUGUGGAGUCAACGAGACUGGGAUCAAAUAGUGCUACUCAAUGCUGUAAAUUCGUGGUUGGUGAUAAGGAAUAUCCAGCUGCCACUGCGAAAACAAAGAAGGAAGCUAAGGAGGAAGCUGCCAAGCUUGUAUAUCAUGAGAUAUAUGGCAGUAAAACUACAGAGACCGGAGAGGAGAAAUCCAGCAGCACAGCAAGACAACAAAAAGAAGAAUUGAAUCAAAAUGUGUUGGACAUCUGUGAUAAAAUGAAGAGCUUGAAUGUGAUCACCAAAGACAAAGGUUUGACGGAGACAAAUUUCAUAGCAAUCGUUGACGACUACUGUCACAGAACAAAGCUCUCCCAUGACUACGUCUUGGAGCAAAGAAGCGGUCCAGAUCAUAGCCCUCAGUUCUCCUACAAAUUAGUGAUCAACAACAGGGACUACCCUUUGGGCGAGGGCAAGAACGUAAAGGAAGCCAAACAAAAUGCAGCUCGGAUGGCGUUGUCUGCUCUUCAAGAGCAGCCAGAUUGGGACAGCAAGUUGUCUCUUGGGUCAGCUGUGUCCGAUGAUGGUGCAUCAGCCAGGCUGUCCACGCCAGCAGGAACCCCGGAGUCAAAAUCUAAAAGAGUGUCAACGGGUGCAAGGGACUCGGCUGUUUUCACCAAUUCAUCAAAUCCUCCUGAGGAUCAGAUUAAAAGUCCUGAUGUGAAGCCCAAAAUAAGAAUUGCCGCAAAUUUCCCGAAUGCCUGCAGAAAUAGCAAAGAGGAUAUAAUGCCCAAUUUCAGUGGCAAGAAUCCAGGAAGUACUCCAAGUAAAAAAACAACAACCCAGUCGACGAGAUCAAGGUUUACAUCUGAAUUUGACUCCAUAGCGUGCCUCGGCAAAGGAACCUUUGGUUGUGUUUUCAAAGCAAAACAAAAACUGGUAAAGAAGUAUUAUGCUAUAAAGAUUGUCCGCUGCAAAGAGAUCAAAAAAGCUCUACGAGAGGUGAUGGCAUUAUCAGACCUCCAUCACGGCAAUAUUGUUCGAUACUACACAUGUUGGUUGGAGGAGUCUGGAUACCAAUGGGACAGUGCACAUGACAGUUCCGGCAGUUCACAGUUGACUGGCAAUUCAUCUGUAAAGUACCUGUAUAUUCAGAUGGAGCUGUGUAACACCAAAACGCUUAGAGUGUGGAUAGACGAGAAGAAUAUUCAGAAUGUGAAGAAAUCUCUGCGAGACUCCAAGAGACGAGAAGAAAGUCUGACUAUUGCCCAGCAAAUAGUCAGUGCGGUCGAGUACAUUCACUCCAAGAUGCUCAUCCACAGAGACCUGAAGCCUGCCAACAUCAUGUUUGGGCAAGAUGGGGAAGUGAAGAUCGGAGACUUUGGUCUGGUCACUGAGGAGAAUGACGACGCUGAGAACCUCUUGGAGAGAACGGUGUACAAAGGGACCCCAUAUUACAUGGCUCCGGAGCAAAGGAACAGGAGCAUUUAUGAUCGGAAAGUGGACAUAUUUGCUUUGGGGUUGAUAUACUUUGAACUCCUUUGGAACCUCUCUACCGGCCAAGAAAAGAAAGUGAUUUGGGAUGAUGCCAGAAACCAGAAAUUUCCUGAAAAAUUUCCACACAAUUUACAACUGGAGAACCAAAUCAUUAAGUCAAUGCUGUGUGCAAAUCCAGAGGACCGACCCGAAGCAAGUAAACUUAAGAAGGACUUGGAAGAGUGCUCUCGAACACUUACAAUGCUUAAAGAUACACAACGUGAAAGUAGGACUUACUGAUUAUAACAAGGGAAUACUUAAACAACAGGCAAAAGCAUGGGUCAUCACAAGCAUUACUUUUAAUUCAGCAUUAUAUUCCUUAAUACCUUUAUUUGCAAGAUCUUGAUUGCUAAGGGAAGCAUCUAUUUGACCAUUUUCAUGAACUGAGGUGAUAAAAUGUAUCAUAAUUAUAGUACUGAUGGGAAACGGCACAUAACCUUGUGCAUUUUAUUAUCAGAGGAUUGGGUUAUAAAUAUCAGAUAGAGGGUUUGUAUAUAUUUUAGAUUUUGUUCAUGUAAAAGCUAUUUGAGACCAAACAAUAUUUUCGCUGAAUAUUGAGAAUUGCAAAGCUUUUAUAGACAUUUCUAAGGGUACAGUAUCUUCAGAAAUGUAACUCCAAGAGCCACUGACAAAACCGAUCCAAACUCACAAGCAGGUCUCCUAUUUUUCAUUACUGACCCUUAAAAUUGGAAAAAGUGCAACAUAUGGACAUUUCCAUAAGUCUGACUAGAAAUACAGUAUUUUAUUAAUGUCUGCCAAAUUGUAAGGUAACAUCAUCAAAUUCAAGAUAUGGCAAGAAUUGCGAUGUGGACUCAUUCCUAGGACCAUGAAAAUUUAUGUGAAAAGUGCGCCUAUACAGUACCAGUCAAAAGUAUGGACACACCUUCUCAUUCAAUGGUUUUUCUUUAUUUAAAUGUUUUUCUACAUUGCAGAUUAAUAUUGAAGACUAUGAAGGAACACAUAUGGAAUUAUGUGGUAAACUAAAAAAGUGUUAAACAAACCAGAAUAUGUUUUAUAUUUUAGAUUCUUCAAAGUAGCCACCUUUUGCUUUGAUGACAGCUUUGCACACUCUUGGCAUUCUUUCAAUCAGCUUCACGAGGUAGUCACCUGGAAUGGUUUUCAAUUAACAGGUGUGCCUUGUCAAGAGUUAAUUUGUGGAAUUUCUUGCCUUCUUAAUGUGUUUGAGACCAUCAGUUGUGCAGAGGCAGGGUUCAUGCACAGUUCUAUACAGUGAAUAGGCCUAUUCGACUACAGUUCUAAUCCAUAUUAUGGCAAGAACCACUCAACUAAGUAAAGAGAAACGACAGUCCAUCAUUACUUUAAGACAGGAAGGUCAGUCAAUCCAGAAAAUUUCAAGAACUUUGAAUGUAUCCUCAAGUGCAGUCGCGAAAACCAUCAAACGCUAUGAUGAAACUGUCUCGUGAGGACUGCCCCAGGACAGGAAGACCAAGAGUUACCUCUGCUGCCGAGGAUAAAUUCAUUAGAGUUACCAGCCUCAGAAACCUCAGAUUAGAGCCCACAUAAAUGCUUCGCAGAGUUCAAGUAGCAGACACAUCUCAACAUCAACUGUUCAGAGGAGACUGCGUGAAUCAGGCCUUCAUGGUCGAAUUGCUGCAAAGAAGCCACUACUGAGGAAGAACAAGAAGAAGAAGAGACUUGCUUGGGCCAAGAAACACAAGGAAUGGACAUUAAACCAGUGGAAAUCUGUACUUUGGUCUGAUGAGUCCAAAUUUUAGAUUUUUGGUUCCACCUGCCAUGUCUUUGUAAGACGCAGAAAAGGUGAGCGGUUGGUUUCUACAUGUGUGGUUCCUACCGUGAAGCAUGGAGGAGGAGGUGUGAUGGUGUGGGGGUGCUUUGCUGGUGACACUGUUGGUGAUUUAUUCAAAAUUCAAGGCAUACUUAACCAGCAUGGCUACCACAGCAUUCUGCAGCGACAUGCCAUCCCAUCUGGUUUGCGCUUAGUGGGACCAGCAUUUGUAUUUCAACAGGACAAUGACCCCAAACACACCUCCAGGCUACGUAAGUGCUAUUUGACCAAGAAGGAGAGUGAUGGAGUGCUGCGUCAGAUGACCUGGCCUCCACAAUCACCCGACCUAAACCCAAUUGAGAUGGUCUGGGAUGAGUUGGACCGCAGAGUGAAGGCAAAGCAGCCAACAAGUGCUCAGCACCUCUGGGAACUCCUUCAAGACUGUUGGAAAACCAUUCCAGGUGACUACCUCAUGAAGCUGAUUGAAAGAAUGCCAAGAGAAAGCUGUCAUCAAAGCAAAAGGUGGCUACUUUGAAGAAUAUAAAAUAUAAAACAUAUUCUGGUUUGUUGAGCAUUUUUUUGUUUACCACAUAAUUCCAUAUGUGUUCCUUCAUAGUUUGGAUGUCUUCAAUAUUAAUCUACAAUGUAGAAAAAAAUAAAAAUAAAGACAAACCAUUGAAUGAGAAGGUAUGUCCAAACUUUUGACUGGUACUGUAUGUUGGCAUUUUGUAAAGUUACAAGUUCUCUCCAUGUUGUCUUCAUUACCAGCCGCAAAAGUGAAGCUGGUGUUGUUUUCAGCUUGUGAGUCUUAAUGUGAGUCAUCAUUGCAAAAUGUGGUCCAGUAGGACCUACAACAAAAGAGGCUUUGAGAACUUUACUGUGUGUUUACAUUUCUGUCUGUUGACAGGGUGUGGUCCGAGCAAGGGCUCAAGAAAUAGAGGGAUAGGAAGUCGGGGAGAGGCCAAAGGUCCUCCACACUCUAACGCCCCUGGCUGAAUUUGAUGUCAGGGCUGGUGUGAUCCCAUCGCAGGGGCUUAUUAUGCCCAGCUGACUACCCAUGAACAGCACUUAAAAUAAAAAGUACAUGUUCUCCCCAAUAACUUUGUGUAGGUAGCAUUAAUCUCCUCUUAACACUUGCCAUAUUAUUACAGCACCAUGUGUUUAAUGAGACAUUAACUGUUUAAUUUGUAACUUUACACACCAAAUGCCAACAUUUUCAAAAGAAAUUCAUGGUCCUAGGAGUAAGUCAACAUUGCAAUUUUGGCAUCUCAAAAAGGCAACAAAUUGCAACAUUGGGUUGUUAUACUUGCCAUAUAUUCGAUUCUGUUUUAAUGGAGCCCCUAAAAUUUGGUAUAACAUCAAUUGAAGACUGUAUUUCGUAUGGAAUCGUCAAUACGUAUAUACUUUGUGGCACUUUGUCCUUUUUCAAGGUCCAGUAAUGGAAAAUAUGACAUCUGCAUAUGCUUCUCAAUCAUUUGUAUCUCUUGUACAUGGUUUUGUCUGUGCAACUAUAUAUAUAUAUAUAUAUGUGUGUGU
Molecule: messenger RNA, 5220 nt
Organism: Anoplopoma fimbria (sablefish)
Lineage: Eukaryota; Metazoa; Chordata; Actinopteri; Perciformes; Anoplopomatidae
Gene: eif2ak2
Product: eukaryotic translation initiation factor 2-alpha kinase 2
Exons: 19
Coding region: 99-2177 (692 amino acids)
Biological process (GO): protein phosphorylation
Molecular function (GO): protein kinase activity; ATP binding
Source: RefSeq, a predicted model, not a curated record